This is a messenger RNA of Ochlerotatus camptorhynchus, 1908 nucleotides long. It is a transcript of the gene Arp2, whose product is annotated as Actin-related protein 2. The transcript is spliced from 6 exons. The record is from RefSeq and is a predicted model, not a curated record. Gene Ontology annotation, biological process: Arp2/3 complex-mediated actin nucleation. Gene Ontology annotation, cellular component: actin cortical patch; Arp2/3 protein complex. NCBI's taxonomy places the organism in Eukaryota, Metazoa, Arthropoda, Insecta, Diptera, Culicidae. Gene Ontology annotation, molecular function: actin filament binding. Bases 226 to 1428 code for a protein of 400 amino acids.
AUAUUAGUCAUUCCAUCAAACUCCUAGCGAUAGAUUAAAACUUUAGGUGAAAUUUGUAAAAAAUAGCCUAAAAAUUGUAUUUGUAGCCGAUAACAGUGAUCGCCGGGAGCAAGGACAGUUCGUGACGUGAAAAAAUCAGUGAUUUUCGGCCACCAAAGUGUUUUUAUAGUGAAGAGUUUUCUCUCGGGUACGAAAAGCUUAGCGAGCGAAAAAGAUAGAGAAGCAAUGGAUAGCAAAGGCAGAAAUGUAAUUGUUUGCGAUAAUGGAACCGGGUUUGUCAAAUGUGGGUACGCGGGCAGCAACUUCCCAGCGCAUAUUUUCCCAUCGAUGGUCGGCAGACCCAUCAUCCGUGCGGUGAACAAAAUCGGUGACAUCGAAGUGAAGGAUUUACAUGUUGAUGAUCUUAUGGUAGGCGAUGAAGCUUCGCAGUUACGGUCUCUACUAGAAGUAUCGUAUCCAAUGGAGAAUGGAGUUGUCCGCAAUUGGGAGGACAUGUGCCACGUGUGGGACUACACGUUCGGACCAAAGAAGAUGAACAUAGAUCCGACUAAUACGAAAAUCUUGCUCACCGAACCACCGAUGAACCCCACUAAGAAUCGGGAAAAGAUGAUCGAAGUGAUGUUCGAAAAGUAUGGCUUCGAUUCGACGUACAUUGCCAUUCAAGCCGUGCUGACCUUGUACGCCCAGGGUCUGAUCAGUGGCGUGGUGAUCGACUCGGGUGAUGGUGUUACGCAUAUUUGUCCAGUUUACGAAGAAUUUGCACUGCCUCAUCUUACGCGACGACUGGACAUUGCAGGUCGAGAUAUCACGCGGUAUCUCAUCAAACUGUUGCUGCUGCGUGGAUAUGCGUUCAACCAUUCCGCCGAUUUUGAAACUGUUCGCAUGAUGAAGGAGAAACUAUGCUAUAUCGGAUAUGAUAUAGAAAUGGAACAACGGUUGGCAUUGGAAACGACCGUUCUUGUAGAAUCGUACACGCUACCAGAUGGUCGUGUCAUUAAGGUGGGCGGCGAACGAUUCGAGGCACCAGAAGCUCUCUUCCAGCCUCAUCUGAUCAAUGUAGAAGGCCAAGGCAUUGCCGAGCUAGUAUUCUCCACAAUCCAGGCAGCGGACAUCGACAUGCGUUCGGAGUUGUACAAACACAUUGUCCUGUCCGGCGGUUCUACCAUGUAUCCUGGACUUCCUAGUCGCUUGGAGCGUGAAAUCAAACAGCUCUACCUGGAGCGCGUGCUCAAAAAUGACAGCGAAAAACUAUCCAAAUUCAAGAUUCGUAUUGAAGAUCCUCCAAGGCGAAAAGAUAUGGUCUUCAUCGGUGGCGCCGUGCUAGCCGAAGUAACAAAAGAUCGAGACGCAUUCUGGAUGUCCAAAGCCGAGUAUCAAGAACAAGGAUUGAACGUACUAAAGAAGCUCAGUGCGCGGACGAGUAAUUAGGCCAAAAAAAACCAUAUGUUAAAAUGCUUCAUUUUACUCUCUCACUCGACUGCUAUUACAAGCCAGUUGGCUUUGUUUUACCUAAUGAAAUCGUAACACUCUAUAGCUAAUUGCAUUUCCUGCUCAGAAGAUUAACGCAUAAUUUGAACGGGCAGUUUUCAAUAGUAUCGAAAAUGUAUAAAUGCAUUUUAUCAAAAUUAAAUACCGGAGCUCGAGGAGCGAAAUGAAUGCAUUAUAAAGUGUUUAAAACAAACAAAAACUAACAUGGCGAACUCUUCUUGUUGUGUACGUUGCGUUUGAGCGUUUAAUUAAAUGUAGGCUUAGAUUUAGUCAAAGGCUGCAAAUUCAGUGUAAACAUCAGCACAGUUUUUAUUAUAAAUUGUAAAUCAUUUUACUAUCGUUUAUAUGGUUUCCAUUAAAGUUAGAUUUUUAUAAUGUAUUUCCGAAGAUAAUUGCAUAUAAAAUUAUUUUUUCGCUAUA